AUGAGUGGUAGGCAAGAUGCAUUAAAUUGGCCUUUCAUGCGUUCCAAUGGCCAACCCUAUUGCUAUCAUUCUCAAUGCUCCUAUGAUUCUCUCGCGAACCGCUGUCAAACAAAACGACAAGGUGGAAGAGCGUUGCUGUCGCUGCCAAGAGGCCCUCCUCCUCCCCCCUCUUGCCCUCGCCUCGAACCCUUCAAUCACAAAAAGACACGUCCGUUAUUGUUGAUAGUGUUCACCAAGAUUGGGAGUCACCAUUCCAUGGAAGACUUUGUCGUCAGAGGCAAAGAGUCCAAAGAUGAGGUUCAGAUUUACACCUGGAAGGACGCUACUCUCCGAGAACUCACCAAUCUUGUCAAAGAAGUGGCUUUGACUGCAAGGAGAAGAAACGCCAAACUCUCCUUCGCCUUUGUAUUCCCCGACAAAAAUGACCGUUUCAAAGUUUAA
This is a messenger RNA of Glycine soja, 441 nucleotides long. Its product is annotated as histone deacetylase complex subunit SAP18-like. Gene Ontology annotation, molecular function: transcription corepressor activity; transcription factor binding. Gene Ontology annotation, cellular component: nucleus. The transcript has 4 exons. NCBI's taxonomy places the organism in Eukaryota, Viridiplantae, Streptophyta, Magnoliopsida, Fabales, Fabaceae. The record is from RefSeq and is a predicted model, not a curated record. Gene Ontology annotation, biological process: negative regulation of DNA-templated transcription. The coding region runs from base 1 to 441 and encodes 146 amino acids.